AACCCUGACAUGGCGACUCUGUCUACUCCAGUUCCUGAUUUACUCCUCUGGGUGCACUGCGAAUCUGUGCUCCCUCCUCAAUUGGACAGCUUUGCCCUCAGGAGCACCUGUAGAUCAAAUUCAUUUUUCUUCUCGCCACGAUGGUUUUCAGGUCGGAACAGAAGAUCAUAGCCUAUCGUCGUCUCUGUUGGAAUAAUCCCGAGAAAUGUCCAAGUACCCAGUGCUCUGCCAAGUCGUUGAGUGCGACGGUCCGCUUUGUUCUCAACUCAGACGCAAGAUAGAGUGCACUCCGACUCAGCUAAAUGUUUUUCAUCGUCUUUCCAAGGCCAGGGUGUUUUAUCCCAGUCCCUCAAUUCAUGAUGCCCUUGUGCCUGGGGUGUCUGGGACGUUUUAUGUGCUUCAUCCGUUCCUAGCGGAAGAAACAGAGUAGGCACCUAUGUCCCCUUCUAAUCACUAUGCAAAACUGCUCUGGUACCAACGCCACAAUGCAUGCGGACAGAGAAUUCGAAUGACGGUGCUUUCAACGUCAUGAAGGUUCCUGGGCUUUUAUUGGGCACAGAUACGACGAUUUCAUUGGACAAGUUCGUCUUUCUCGAGCCGAAUGCGAUUUUGUUACAAUGUCAGGAUUACCGCCUAUUUGACGAUAUUUUCAAUGAGGAUUCGCUUGAUGGUUCGCUUCGAUUUAGUGCAUAUGCUACCCAUUAUUCUAGCAUCCGUGAUGCAUUCGAUUUUUCUCCACUCUCGUGGCACACGUUGCUUGGAUUCGAGUCAAGUCCGAAGAGCACUACUGAACGUGUGGGGAAAAUCCGCGCCAUCGCGGGAGUGAAGAAGCGUCUUCUCGACUUUCAGGCGCCCUCGAAUCUCUCGCAGUACAUCUUCUAG
This is a messenger RNA of Fomitiporia mediterranea MF3/22, 882 nucleotides long. RefSeq lists its product as uncharacterized. The record is from RefSeq and is a predicted model, not a curated record. The coding region runs from base 490 to 882 and encodes 130 amino acids. NCBI's taxonomy places the organism in Eukaryota, Fungi, Basidiomycota, Agaricomycetes, Hymenochaetales, Hymenochaetaceae. The transcript has 4 exons.